AGUUUAGGUACGGACCGGAAGUGCCUGAGCGCGGCGGUGGAAUGGUCAGUUGAGUCUCCCGGUUGCGUCUGGGAAGAGUCGGCGUGAGGCCGCGGCGUGCGGGCUCCAGGGACGGCGGAGGCGGCCGCGGCCGUCUGGGGCUCGGGACCUAAGACCCGAGCGUCGACACCACCCGCGCGGUGGGCGCCUCGGGCUCCGCUGAGUGCCUGGGGCCGCCGCCAAGCACAGACCAUGUUCAUGGUGCGCCUGACCUCCCAGCUGCUCAGGGCUGUUCCCCGGGCAGGUUGCAGUGGGCCUUGGCCUGUCUGCGGGGUGUUGGGCAGGCAUGCCUGCAGGCCUCGCUACAGCGUGCAACCAAUAGGCCCAAGUGGGGUUGCGUCCCUUCCUGACAGGCGGGUCCACAUGGAGCUUGAGGAGAUGCUGGUCCCCAGGAAGAUGUCUAUCAGCCCCUUGGAGAGCUGGCUGACCGUUCGCUACCUCCUGCCCAGACUGGACGCUGGGGCCCCAGGGACUGUGUCUCCAGCCCAAGUCUAUGAGUGUCCGCCCAGCCAGGGGGGGGAAGGGGUCGCGCAGGGGGGUAAGGAGGUCUGGGACGCGCCCCAGAUACAGUGCAAGAACGUGCUCAAGAUCCGCCGCCGGAAAAUGAAUCAUCACAAGUACCGCAAGCUGGUCAAGAGGACCCGGUUCCUGCGGCGGAAGGUCAGGGAGGGACGCCUGAAACGGAAGCAGAUGAGGUUCGAGAGAGACCUGAGGCGCAUCUGGCGGAAGGCGGGCCUGAAGGAAGCCCCCGCAGGCUGGCAGACCCCCAAGAUCUACCUGAAGGGCAAAUGAGCCUCGUGUGUCUCUCCCCUAGCCCUGUUACUGCUGAUGACCCGUUGUAAUAAAAAUUCGGAGAACUUAA
This is a messenger RNA of Eubalaena glacialis (North Atlantic right whale), 901 nucleotides long. It is a transcript of the gene AURKAIP1, whose product is annotated as aurora kinase A interacting protein 1. Gene Ontology annotation, biological process: mRNA processing. NCBI's taxonomy places the organism in Eukaryota, Metazoa, Chordata, Mammalia, Artiodactyla, Balaenidae. The record is from RefSeq and is a predicted model, not a curated record. The coding region runs from base 232 to 831 and encodes 199 amino acids. The transcript is spliced from 4 exons. Gene Ontology annotation, cellular component: mitochondrion.